This is a messenger RNA of Neurospora tetraspora, 1259 nucleotides long. RefSeq lists its product as uncharacterized. The transcript has a single exon. The coding region runs from base 114 to 1091 and encodes 325 amino acids. Lineage: Eukaryota; Fungi; Ascomycota; Sordariomycetes; Sordariales; Sordariaceae. The record is from RefSeq and is a predicted model, not a curated record.
GUGGUGGCCUCGCGGCUGCCCACGCCACCUCUGCGGCUGUCCCGCCGCAGGAAGAGUCAGAGUGCAGGUGGUCACGGUGGGACGUUGGGUUUGGCGGCGAAUUGGGGUUGGAGAUGCUCGGAACUGGAACGGCGCGUGCCGUCCAGCACGUAUGGGCGCCGCAGGCGAGGGUGGUGCAUGCGCCUGCUCGUGGCCAACAAGGUCAGGCCGAAGAAGGUUACGAAGAAGGAGAGGAAGAGGACGAUGACGAGAGGGGUAGGGACGUUGGCGUUGCUCUCACCAGGGACAGCGUCGACGAUGAGGUUGAGUUUGAUGAUGGUGACGUGGUGGAGGACCAGGCUGCUGAGGAAGCGGCCGCGAAAGCGGCUCGCGACCAACGCGGGAAUCGACGCCUCGGGCGGGCCCAUUUUACCCCCGAGGAGAUUCAGUCGAUUCAGUCCUUCCUCCCGCCCCCCGGUCUCACUCCUGAGGCCGCGGAGGCACCCUCCGAUUCUUCUCCUCCCUCGCUCCCUGCUCCGUCCGCCCCGGUUGCUCCGGCUCCGGUGGCGGCUCCCAUCGUUCCAAGCUCGGGUUCACCGUCGGCUUCGGCUGGCCCCCGGGACUUCCUUGCAGCCCCUCAUUCGAGGGUUCCCCCUGCAAACCACGAAUUCGGUUUCGACCCCUACGGCGACGAAUUCAGGCGGGCCUUCAGGCGUCACGUUGAUCGAAUCCGUGAGCUUAAGCCUGUUACGCCUGGUGCGCAGGUUUCGGAACCGGUUCCGUAUCAUCCUGAUACGGGCCGGGCUGCCCUUUCUGACGACGAGGUGCCCCAGGUGCCUCGCUCGGUAGGAAGGUCUGGAUUCGGACUACCCAGAUUCCACACAUCUGGCAACCUCUUCGGUCCUGACGCUCGUAGUGGGCGUACGGAUAGGGGAAGACCCUCGAGUCUUCCGGACGUCGACACGAGUGAAGAGGAGGACACGGGUAGUAAGGGGAAGAAGGGUGUGAGGGAGAAGAUUCGGGGGUUCUUGCCUUCUAUGGGGCGGAAGGAGGGGAAGGGAAAGAAGAGGGAGGGCGAGGAUGAUGAGGAUGGAGGGGGUGGGUUAGUUUGAGGGGGGGAAUGGGUCACCUGGACAGGGCAGCCAGCAGGCCGGAAUGUGUGCGGAAGGAGGAGCGCAGGAGAAAAAAUAUGAGGGUCGUUUUCAAGAGCGACGACCAGCUAUGCCAGGUCAAGGAGUUCACCCUAUUCCCCGAAGAGAUGGGGCACCGCCAAUCUCGCG